Molecule: messenger RNA, 3392 nt
Organism: Biomphalaria glabrata
Lineage: Eukaryota; Metazoa; Mollusca; Gastropoda; Planorbidae
Exons: 1
Coding region: 451-2289 (612 amino acids)
Cellular component (GO): plasma membrane
Molecular function (GO): protein binding
Source: RefSeq, a predicted model, not a curated record
CCAACCAUACGCAGUUUGCAUGUGUUUAGUAUUAGAACUCGUGUCGCGUAUAAACUUGUUUAAUUGUGGAUUUUCAAUAGAAAUUAUUUUCAAUUCUAAACGCUGCAAAGGAAGCUGUAUUAAAAGAUCGUUGAUAACAAAUAAAUAAUGAAUAUUCAUUUUUGCUGGAAGCGAAAAAGCUUUGAUUUGACGUUGCUGAAGAGUGCACAAAAUUUAUCGCUUAUAAUUUACCAAAACAGUUAUUAAUCAGACCCUCUAGCUGUUUGUUAAUAGCAUGACCCAGACGAAGGUCUUUAGUAGUUUCAGGAUACAGUUUAAGUUUUUACUGUCAAAUAACUUUAAAUGAGUGAGAAAGCACGUUUGGUUUCAUUCUAAAACUCACGCAUUUUUAAGGAUCUGUGUUAAUUCUUACAAAAAACUAAAAUUGAUAAAACUGAUGAUCUAAAAGAAAUGGAUAUAUCGAUUUUCCUCGCUACGAUUUCUCUAGCUUGUAGUUUAAUUGGCUGUUCUAGUCUAGGAUCUCUAUGUGACAGGAAGGAACUUGAUCUUGUCAUUACGAUAGACUGCCAGUAUCCACCAUACAAAUGGGACAUGAUACACAACUUGUUAAACAUACUUCAACCUACUGACUCAGUGAAUAGAACGAGAGACUGGAGCGUUACAUUGAUAGAUGUUUUAAGUCUACAAAAUAUGACGCUUGAUGAUUCGAACAUUGCCAAUGUCUCGGAACUUUGUCAAAUGACAAUGGACGAAAACGAAAUAGGUCCUCUCACGUUUCAUGACAAAAUAUCGAAACUUGAAAGUAAAGUUUUAAGAGAAAACAAUUCUUCAAAUUUAUUUAUCAUUAGCAUUUACCACAAAGAGCUCAAAUCUGAUUAUAACACGAGUCCUCUUUUCUCUGAAAAAGAAGAUAUAAUGAAGCUACACAUUGCUAUAUUAGACCAAAAUGACUACAGCAUGCCAAAGACUACCGACGACACCAUCGAAGUUGACAGCCAAGAUGACUUAAAGUAUAGCAAUGAGUUAAGUCUAAGGCUUUGUUCUCAAUGCUUAGAUGGUUGGUUUCAGGUACAUCAUGCAAACGAUAGCGCCCAUAUUUAUUGUUUGUUAUUUAUGAAACACUCACGGUUACUAAAUUGGCAGCAUGCUGCCAACUACUGUGUUAAAAAAAGAUCAAAUUUAAUUACAUUUGAAACACAUUGGGGUUUUCAUUACUUGCAGUCAAACUUGUUGGGCUUAAUUGAUAACUUUGCGAACACAAAUUUUAAGUAUAAUGAAUCAAUAAUUUUUUACUUGGGACUAUACUAUAUACAAUCGAGGGAUCAAAAACAUUUAAUGUGGGUCCAUAACAGACCAAUGGAGCAAUUUACGUACUCACUUAUCAAAAUUGCAGAUUUCCAGAACAAUGAAAAAAAUUCAGGUUGUUUUAUUUGGAAACUUAAGAAGUUGAAAAGUCUCAGAAAAGCGAUUUCAAUAGUACAAUGCGGAUUAAGGAAAACAAAGUAUAUAUUAUGUGAGUAUCAAUCUUAUAAACAAAAUAUGUACAAGAAGGAUAUGCAACAAACCCGUUUGGAAAUAUCUACGACAUAUAAAGUACCAAGCAUUAAUUUUAAUUGGAACCAGCUUCGCAUUGUUUCCGUUUCAAAUUUGAGGGAUGUAUUCAGUAUUGAUUUUCCAACAUUUUUUUGUAACGCGACAAAAAGUUUGCUCUCGUAUAACUAUGUGUGUGAUGGAUUUUCAGAUUGCUCUGUAGGCGAGGACGAACAAGUUUGUAAUUAUGACUUCAAAGACUUAAACGAAUGCCUUCAAAGUCAACAAUUUGUAUGUCGAGAACCCAACGUGCACGGACUUAAAUGUAUCGCUAAAAGCCAAGUGUGUAAUAUGAUUAAAGAUUGUCCUGAUGGAAGUGAUGAGUCAAACUGUGAUGAUUGUACUUUCACUCAGUGCUCACUAAAUGUUUGUAUACCUGACCAUUGGACGUUAAAUUGUUCCACAGUAAAUAAUUUUAAAUUUCUAGCUCUUCAAAAUGUAAGUUCAUUCAAUGUUUCAGUGUCUAAUAGACGAAACGUAUUAGAACUACUAACUUUAUGCAAUGUAAAAUCUAACCAAAGUGAUAAGUAUAACCUUAUUUUGGCUCCAAAGUGUAUUUACAUGAAAGAUAGACAAGGCUCCCCUAUUGGUUGCUCUAAUAGCAAUUUUUUAACUGAUUGCGAAAUGUUUCAAUGCCCUGAAGGUUUUUUCAAAUGCUGGGAAUCUUAUUGCAUUCCAGAUACGUAUAAACAUGAUUAAGUCCGAGACUGUCUUUAUGGGGAAGACGAGUCCUUUCACUUUUUAGAUAAUUUAUACUUUGAAUGUUACCCUAAUUCAAAUCACAUACAUCCCAUUUAUAUAUGUGAUGGUAAACCAAAUUGCCUUAAGGGUGAUGAUGAACUAAAUUGUAUAGUUCAAUGUCCAUUUGGUUUCAUCUGUCUGGACGGGACGGUCAGAGUCAACGAUACAAACACUUUGCUCAACAUGUCUUCCUUUUCCCCAGACACAACAUAUUUAGACAUUUCUGGUAUUGAUGUGUCUCGAGCUAAACAUUUUAUACAUAUAGUUUCUUUAAAAAAACUUUUGGUUUUCAGAGCUUCCCAAUGUAACAUAAGUGAACAUUUUCUAGUCAAAUCUGAAAACAGUUUGGUUUAUCAUUUGGAUCUAAGCCACAAUAACCUUGUCAAAUUACGUUAUCACGAUUUCAUAUCACAUUUAUCAAAGCUCUAUUUUUUAAACAUUUCUCAUAACAGAGGGCUAAGAGUGAUACCCAAAUUUUUUUUUCGAAGGUUUACCAGGCUUAUCUCACUGGAUGUUUCUUUUACCAAAAUUGCUGAAAUAAUGUUAAAUUAUAAUGUUAAACUACGAUACCUGUAUCUUUCGUUUACUAACAUUAGAGAAUUGGGUUUAAAAGACAAUGAUCAAAUGCAAAUUCUCAAUCUUUCAGUAACUAAACUAAAAAUAGUUAUUUUGUCUCAAAAAGCAGAAUAUGAAAUAAUUGACUUACGAAAAACUCGCGUUUCUGACUUGAUCAAAGAAAAGUUUUUCAACAAUAUUACAGUAAAAGGUAAAGUGUUAGCAGACUACAAACUUUGUUGUUCAUAUUUCAGAGGAGAAAAUCUUCUAGCACAUCAAUGUGAAACAGAAGAACAACCGUUAUCAACUUGUGAAGAUCUUAUCGGAGAUUCUUUAAAACGAGUCUUGCUCUGGAUUGUUGCAAUUUGCGCAGUUUGUGGAAAUAUGAUCGCAUUGGGCUACCGUAUUUUAUUUGAACGGGCAACACUUCAUCUGACAUAUGUGUUAUUUGUUACUUGUCUUGGUGUCUCUGAUCUUCUAAUGGGCGUGUACCUUGUCAUUAUUGC